Messenger RNA from Mesorhabditis belari, 3378 nucleotides. NCBI's taxonomy places the organism in Eukaryota, Metazoa, Nematoda, Chromadorea, Rhabditida, Rhabditidae. The record is from the annotation of a GenBank genome assembly.
AUGGCCUCGGCUAAAGUGGAUAAACUCAUCAAAUCGAUCAAUGGCUUGGAGACGACGCUGAAGCAGAAAGAACAGCACACACCACCGAAAAAAGCGGCCACAAACGACAAAGAGCGGCAAUUUUGUGCGGAAAUUCGCGAGAUUUUGGCGUCAUCCGAUGUGAGCAAUAUAAUAAAAAAUGAUAAAAGAUGUGAAAAUGAAUUCACCCGAGCCGUUGAACUCUUUUUCAACCUCGUCAAUCACACCGAUCAAUCGCUUCGGACACUGGCCGAGGAAACGCUUGAUGCGAUUUUUCGGGAGCAACUCCUCGCUUUUCAACACGCACGAGUGAUUGUCCGUUUGAUCACCGUUGUUGCAAAGAAUGGCCCAUCAAGAUCUCUUGUAGCAGCUUUAAAUCGACUCUGUUCAUUAAUCCAAUACAGUAAAGCAAAUCGAUUAACCUCUUACGGUGUUCAUAUUGUGAACGCAUUGACGAUGAUCUUGAAGAGGCCAGAAGAAACGGUACAAACCGCGUUGGAGAAGGGAAUACCAAAGAUUUUCGACGUUCUUGGACCAAGAAUCAGGGAACAACAUGUGGAUAAAGCAUAUGAUCUAUAUCGAGCAGCCGUCGAGAAUCUGGACCUCUCUGGAUCAGCAGGAAGAUCAGCCGUCACAAUAAUCACACAGAUUUGCCAAUAUUACACAGUUAUCCUAAGAAAGGUAAUGCUGCGUUGCCUUGCCACAAUUCGAAAUCCUGAUGAGAAUGAAGCUCGACAAAGAUUAGUUGGAUCGUUGAAUGUGGUGAAGAGUGUUUGGAAGUUGGCUGUCGGUGUCGAAACGGCUGACACUUUGAAAGGGGCUCUCUGUGAAAUCAUGUCUUCUCCUUUAUCCGAUAUGCAAUUUUACCCACCGACUUUUACCAAUAAUAUUCUCGAGAGAGGAGCGCUUGGCUCAGAGAAAGGAAAUCAAGAUGAGAGUUACAAUGAAGGUUCAUCAAUGGCCUCACUUGUUUCCUCACCAAUCGGAUCGACUCUCGAUUUGAGCGUAGCUGAUUCAAUCGAACCGAUGAAUGCCGAAUAUAUGGAACCCCUAGAAAUCCCAGAUCAAGAAUCAACCGGCACAUUGAGCGAUGAUGGCACAGAGCAAGGCGAAAUCAUCGACCCAUUGCUUCAUUCGGAUUUGUAUGAAGAACAACGACAAGAAGAAGAAGAAGCAAAGAAACAUGAGCUCUCACAGCAAGUUCAAUCACCACAAACACCGCGAAAAGUAGAGGGAAUCCCAAAGAAGUUGCCUGAAGGAUUUUAUUCCGAAUCCGUCAACUGCUUUAUCUACUCAGGACUUUUGAUAGCAAAGCAAUUUCUCCUUGCCGGGAUUAAAGGAUUAAAAAGUGAUCGAGAGGUUCGAAUCUCCCACAAAAUUUUGGCGUUGAAUUGCCUGAAGAUGAUCGCUCAAAUGGAUCCCUCAAUCGGAAGAAGUCACGUGCAAUUGGGUGGUUGUGAUCAAACGAUUUCUGAAAUUGCUCGAUUUGUGCUUCAUGAUGACGAUGGUUUGUGUGGUGGAGCGAUCGAUUUCAUCGUUACUUGCGAUCGUCAGGCGCUUCGAAUGGGAAUCGCUUUGACAGACAUGUUCCCUUACUGCGUUCAACGCGUCGAGCACGUUUUUCAACAGAAAAGGAAACGAGCGCUACUCCUCGCGACUAUCGACUCAAUGGAGCUUCUCCUUCACUACGAUCUCUUCUCAAACAUUUGCCGUCUCACCGUUGAAUCUGUGACUGGAUCAUAUAAUUUGUACAAGAACACAUCAGCGCAAUGGAUUUCUUCAAUAAAAUGGUCAAUAUUGGCACCGAAAUUGCGCGAAGAAUGGCAGAAAGUAUGUCUCUCAACCUUUCUACAACUUCUCUUCAUCGGCGAGCCUUCCGUUGAGCAAGAAGUCGCUGAAUUGUUGCCAAGAUUGGUGAAGAAUUCUGAGCUCGGCGCUCUCACAAACGUUUUCCACUUUACACUCCCAGAAAACCACGUCGGCGAAUGUUUUGACGAGAUUCCAGUGGUCCUCGGCCUCCCCUCACCAUAUUCAUUUCGAAACGAGGCCGUCGAUUUCAUUCACGAAGAGAAUCUUGAGUUUAUUCUAUCAGAAAUGUUAAAGAUGGCCUCAAGAAAUAUCACUGAAUCCACGGGUCAAUCCGGAGCCGUCGGUCUUUUGUCACUCGUUGUUGAGAUGGGCGAGUUGAGUGCCGGUUCUUCACAAACGCUCAUCAAAACUUUCGCGGUGGUGUCGAAUUUGUUUGCUGGUCAAAUGGAGGGCCAACUGAUGCGCGUUGUUCAUGAGCAGAUGAUUCCCGAUCGAAAAUCUUUGCCAAAGCAAUUGGACUCACUUCUAACGGAGAGACUCGUUUUGCUGCCAUUGAGAGUGCUCAAUGUCUACUACUCGUUAGUCACCGAGCAUCGAUCCCUUCAAAACCAAUCGUCAACCGGGCUUCUCUCUCGACCGAAUAUCACUCAAAUCAGCAAUAUCAAAACAGCUAGCUCCGCAAGAAUCGCUGACAUCUCUCGCUUGCUUGGAACAAGUAUUCAUCCGACAAAAUCGAGCUCUUUCCUCGAGUCACCCUCUCUAAAGACGAUGUUCCCACAAAUUCGUGGAGCUUAUCUAAACUUUUUGGAGAAAAUCGGCUUCGAACAAGAUCGCCGUUUCAUCGAGCUGUUAUCUUCAGCAUUGGAUUGUCUCUGUGUCCUUCUUGAAAUGGUCACAUAUCAAGCAAUUCGCCCGCUAUUGGAAGAGAUCUUGUUGUACUUAAAGAUCAUUUUCGAAUUGGAUCCCCAUCAUUGUACUCGAGUCUUGCAUCAACUCUUCAAAUUGAUCUUCGGGAAAAAUGCGACAAAUAUCAAUUUGGAAACUCUUCAGCAACUGAAUAUGAAACAUCCAUUGCCUCCAUCGGAUAAACUUGACAUGUACCUUGUUCGCUCGAUCAACGAGUUCACCCUUUUUGCCGCUUUUCUGAACAGAGCCGAAUUUCUCGAUGUUUAUGUCAGAAGACAUGUGGGUUGGUUGAGAGCCGAUCUCCUCUCCAAAGUGCACGUUCCACCGAAUUGGGAGAUCACCUCAGCUCUACUCCUCUUCGAGGAUUCUUGGGUGAUGUGUGAGCUUCCACGAGACGGAGUCAAGUAUGCACUCGCUGAUCCGAAAGCGAAACUUUUCGAGGCAAUUCUGAGUCAAAUCGAUGACAUGAUGUCUUCACAUACAUCAAUGUUGAGACAAGUUUUUCUCUACUUGAUCGUCUUGGUAAAGACGAAUUUUAUCGAUUGGAACCGUUUGGAGGGGAUUUUGGGGUCAAUGAUAGAGAAAAUCACGGAGAACAAUGUGAAACAUGCCCUAUCCGCGCUUGAUGUGGUGAUUUGUGAGGGU